AUGAGCAGCUCUCAACGAGAGCAGAGGAUAUACAAUUCUUGGAAUAUUGGAAUCCUCAUAACCUCCUUCCCCGCCAACUCCCCCAUCUCAGGCGCCCGCCUCUCGCUCAGCCACGACCUCAACACAUCCAUCACGACCGCCUUCCUCUACGGGCCACACCUGCUCUCCGCACCGCCCGCCGGCGUCACCGUCUCUGGCGCCGCCACGGCAUGCACGGGGGCGCUGUGGACGCACCCGCUGCUGCUGCCGACGCUGCUGCUCGCCAACACGGUCGACCGCACGCAGGCGUUUUGCACGCACGAGCUGGCCGCGCGCAUCGCCGCCGCCGACGAGGAGCUGCGGUCGACGGCGAAGCGCGGCGGCGUCGAGGCGAUGAUGGGGGAGGUCGGCGCGGUGGCGGACGAGGCGGUCGGCGUCGAGGGGUUGUGCGGGUGGGAGAGCCGGGUCGCGGCAUGGUUGGGGGACGUGGUCGAGCGGACUGAGGACUUGUUGUUGAUGCGCGAGGAGUGGGAGGGAGGGGAGAGUUACGGUAGUAGUUGGGAGGUGAGGGAGAUGGUGGAGCAGUUGCAGACGGCUGCGGAGAGUGGUGUGGAAGAGGCGAAGAGGCUGAGGGCGAAGGCUGGGUGGUUGGUUGAUACGCUCAACACCUCUGUCGUCCAAACGAACAACCUCCUGACGGCUCAGCUCGCCGCAACAGCCGCCCGUGAUGGCACCUCCGUCAAGACCAUCGCCCUCCUCAACACGCUCUUCCUCCCCGCCAUCUUCGUAGCUACCCUCAUCACAACAUUUGCCUGCUCCACCCACGCCACAACCAGCACCUCGUCCGACGACGACAAAAACAACCCCCUCCUCUCCAAAAACCUCCGCACCUACUGGGCCACCACCAUCCCCCUCACCGUCCUCCUCCUCAUCUUCUGGCUCGUCUGGCGUCACCGCGCCACCCGCGUCUUCCAAUCCGACUACGCCUCUAUCCAGCGCGGCCGCGACACCAUCAACCCUACCACCACCCCCCGCCAACCGCAGAAAGCACCAUCGCCAUCGCCGUCGCCCAGCUCCACCAAGCUCCCCCCGCCGCCCCCGACAGCAUCAUCCACCAGGGCGACAACGAGCGGUACCUCGAAGGAGCGGACACGGGUAGCGAUGACGGAGGUGGACGUGGAAGACGGGCGCAGCGUGCGUGAGCGCGGCUACCACCGUAGUGCUCGCUCGCACGUCUCGGCGCUGCUGAUGCCGUCGUCGUCGCAUUCGCACGGAACGGAGAGGCCGACGAGCAGCAUGAGCACGUGGCCGACGGGCCCGUCGGGCGUGUCGGCGCCGCAGAUGAUGACGGGCGCCGGGGACGGGGGGAUGAGGAGGGGGAAGGGGAGGGAGCAGCAGCAGGAGGAUGCGGAGAGGUUGGUUUGA
Lasiodiplodia theobromae is the source of this 1404-nucleotide messenger RNA. RefSeq lists its product as uncharacterized. Lineage: Eukaryota; Fungi; Ascomycota; Dothideomycetes; Botryosphaeriales; Botryosphaeriaceae. The transcript has 5 exons. The record is from RefSeq and is a predicted model, not a curated record. Bases 1 to 1404 code for a protein of 467 amino acids.